GAGACCCCCCAGGAAGAGAAGGAUGCCUUGAAGGGCAUCGUCGAAGACACCCCGCCUCCAGCCCAAGGCAGAAAGGGGAAAUGGCUCUCUCCAGAGUAUCCCCUGAUUUACAAGACUCCACUUCCUAUCCCACCCGUCAAGCAACCCAAGUAUAAGAUCACCAACCCCGUAACAGGGAAGGAGAUAUGGUACUAUGAGAUGGAGAUCAAGCCCUUCACUCAUCAAGUCUACCCCAGCCUUCGUCCCGCACGACUUGUCGGGUACGAUGGCAUCUCCCCUGGCCCUACGAUUAUCGUACCCCGCGGCACUGAGUCCGUUGUCCGAUUCAUGAACAACGCGGAUGCCGAGACUUCGGUCCAUCUUCAUGGCUCACCUUCGAGGGCUCCCUUCGAUGGGUGGGCUGAGGAUCUGACAUUCCCUGGAGAGUACAAAGACUAUUACUAUCCCAACAACCAAGCCGCACGCUUCCUUUGGUACCACGACCAUGCCAUGCACAUUACUGCUGAGAAUGCAUACUUUGGCCAGGCCGGCGCAUAUCUCAUCACUGAUCCCGCCGAAGACGCCCUCGGACUACCCUCUGGAUACGGCACAUACGACAUCCCCCUCGUCCUAUCAGCCAAGAUCUACAACAGCGACGGCACACUCCAAACCAGCAAGAACGAAGACGACAGUCUGUUCGGCGACAUCAUCCACGUCAACGGCCAACCAUGGCCCUUCCUAAACGUCGAGCCACGAAAGUACCGCUUCCGCUUCCUCAACGCCGCCCUCUCCCGCACAUUCGCCCUCUACUUCGUCAACGCCUUGAACACCAACGCCCGCCUGCCCUUCAAGGUCAUCGCCUCCGACGCCGGGCUCCUCGAGUCCCCAGUCCAGACCUCCGACCUCUACAUCUCAAUGGCCGAGCGCUACGAAAUCGUCUUCGACUUCUCGCAGUACGCCGGCCAAACCCUCGAACUCAAAAACUUCCCCAAAGCCAACGGCGUCGGCACCGAAGACGAAUACGAAGCCACCGACAAAGUCAUGCGCUUCAUCGUCUCCUCCACGCCCGUCCCGGACACCAGCGUCGUGCCCACCACCCUCCGCACCGUCCCCUUCCCGCCCGCCUCCUCAGGCAUCGACCACCACUUCCGGUUCCACCGCACCAACAGCGAGUGGCGCAUCAACGACAUCGGGUUCGCCGACGUGCAGAACCGCGUGCUCGCGAAGGUGCCGCGCGGCACCGUCGAGAUCUGGGAGCUCGAGAACGGGUCAGGCGGCUGGACGCAUCCGAUCCACGUGCACCUCGUUGACUUCAAGGUGCUGUCGCGGACGGGGUCAGAGUCCACACGCAACGUGCUGGACUACGAAUCGAAGGGGUUGAAGGAUGUUGUUUGGCUAGGUCGCCACGAGACGGUGACGGUCGAGGCGCACUAUGCGCCUUGGAACGGCGUGUAUAUGUUUCAUUGCCAUAAUCUCAUCCAUGAGGACCAGGAUAUGAUGGCUGCGUUCAACGUUACCGCGCUGCAGGGCUUCGGGUACAAUGAGACGACGGAUUUUGCGGAUCCCAUGGAUGCGAGGUGGAGGGCGAGGCCGUAUAAUAAGGCGGAUUUCACGAGUCGGUCGGGGAUUUUCACGGAGCAGGCGAUUAAGGGUGCGGUGGAGACGCUGGCGAGGCAGCAGCCGUAUAGUGAGCUGGAGGAGGUGGAGCAGGCUUUGGAUGACUUUUAUAAUAACCCGGCGCCGAAAAAACGGGAGGUUGAGGUCGCUGCUGGUCCUGUGCCACGGUACAGACGUUUUGUGGUGUAAGGUUGCUCGAGCUGAGAUUUGGAAUAUCGUUCCUGUUGCCCUUAGGAGGACUUACCUGACUUCAUGCUAAUUACUGUUUCAUUUGUCAAUAUGUAACCCACCCGCUUAUUUUCAAUCCCCUUUGUCAAUAUUUAGUACAUCUAAGGUUUUCCACUUCCC
Messenger RNA from Aaosphaeria arxii CBS 175.79, 1944 nucleotides. RefSeq lists its product as uncharacterized. Lineage: Eukaryota; Fungi; Ascomycota; Dothideomycetes; Pleosporales. The transcript has 3 exons. The record is from RefSeq and is a predicted model, not a curated record. Bases 199 to 1785 code for a protein of 528 amino acids. Gene Ontology annotation, molecular function: oxidoreductase activity; copper ion binding.